UUAACCGAUUUGCACCUCUCUUUCUCUCUUCAAUCUCCUUCUUUCUGUCUCUCUCAGCCUCAAAACCGCUAUCUUUCGCUCUCUGCAACCCAUCAUCCCUCUACAUGUCCUCUUCCUAGCUUUAGCCUGUCACACCAUCAAACUCUCUCCAUAAUACUCUUUCAAUCUCUCUUAAAGGGAUGUCUCUUGUUUAGUUCCUUCGCAUUUUACACAUGGCCUUCCCUCCUCGGCAUAGUUUCAUCUUCCAAUCCCAUGAAGACUCUCUGGACCAUCUCCCUUCUCCGGCCUCCCUCAGCUCCCUCCCCUCUUGCCCUCCUCAAUUCUUCCAUGGUGCACCGUUUAUGAUUAAGAGAUCGAUGUCGUUUUCGGGAGUUGACAAGUGUGAAGAUGUGCAUGGAGAUGAAGACUUGUCUGAUGAUGGAUCCCAAAUGGGGGAGAGGAAGAAGAGGCUCAACUCUGAGCAAGUUAAGGCACUUGAGAAAAGCUUUGAGCAGGGGAACAAGCUUGAGCCUGAGAGGAAAAUGCAGUUGGCUAGGGCUUUAGGCCUGCAACCAAGACAGAUAGCCAUCUGGUUUCAAAACAGGAGGGCUAGAUGGAAGACUAAACAGUUGGAGAAAGAUUAUGAAGUUUUGAAGAAACAGUUUGAAGCUCUCAAGGCUGAUAAUGAUGCCCUUCAAUCUCAGAACAAAAAGCUUCAUGCGGAGUUACUUUCCCUGAAAAAGAAAGAUCCAAAUGAAGUUAAUCUGAAGAAAGAAACUGAAGGGUCAUGGAGCAAUGGCAGUGACAACAAUAGUUCAGAUGCCAACUUAGAUAUCUCAAGAGCAGCAGCAAUAACCAGCCCAGUGUCUUCUCAUUUAAGCAGCAAGCAGCUCUUUCCCUCAUCAAUUAGGCCAAUAACCAUGACUCAACCUCUCCAUCAUCAAGGAUCAGCAAGGCCAGACCUUCAGUGCCCAAAAAUGGAUCAAAUGGUUCAAGAGGAAAGUUUCUGCAACAUGUUCAAUGGUAUUGAAGAGCAGCAAGGGUUCUGGCAGUGGCCUGAGCAACAAAAUUUUCGUUGAAACCCACUUCUGUCAUGUCAUCUCCCAUAAAAAAGGAAAAUCAAUACACAACAACCAUUACUUGAUGAUUCAGCUAUGGAUUUCAGUUCAAAUAUGGGUAAUAUAUUAUAAAUGGUGUAUAGAACUGAACAUAUUGUGCUGAAAAUGAGUAUGGGGGAUAGGUUGGCUAUGAAUAAUACACUUUCCCUUCUCCCAUACAUUGAUGAAUUGUGACACAUUUGCUAGGUUGGAUCAUAGUAUAAAAUUUUUAUUUUAUUUUA
This is a messenger RNA of Mangifera indica (mango), 1318 nucleotides long. Its product is annotated as homeobox-leucine zipper protein HAT7-like. Gene Ontology annotation, biological process: positive regulation of DNA-templated transcription. Bases 213 to 1058 code for a protein of 281 amino acids. Gene Ontology annotation, cellular component: nucleus. Gene Ontology annotation, molecular function: sequence-specific DNA binding; DNA-binding transcription factor activity, RNA polymerase II-specific. The transcript is spliced from 3 exons. NCBI's taxonomy places the organism in Eukaryota, Viridiplantae, Streptophyta, Magnoliopsida, Sapindales, Anacardiaceae. The record is from RefSeq and is a predicted model, not a curated record.